Bactrocera neohumeralis is the source of this 996-nucleotide messenger RNA. RefSeq lists its product as uncharacterized. The record is from RefSeq and is a predicted model, not a curated record. The coding region runs from base 1 to 996 and encodes 331 amino acids. NCBI's taxonomy places the organism in Eukaryota, Metazoa, Arthropoda, Insecta, Diptera, Tephritidae. The transcript has 2 exons.
AUGGAGGAUGUACUGAACAGUAACGCCGCGGCUAACGUCUACGGCAAGAUGGAUGAGUCUGGCAAAUGGCACGCACUCUUUGGGCCAAAAGACAGAAAGCUGUCGCCCUCUGCAUUGAGCAACGAAGAACCCAUCACGUACGACGUGUACAUUGACAGUCUUCACUGCGAGCCACCAGGGAUGCAGGAUCUUCCCAAGAAGGAGCGGAGUGCGGUGUGGAAAGGCGUGACUGACCAGCGUAAAGCUGCAACGCAAAAGUUCACCUUUCCGGGUGAGGUGAAGAGUACGCUUCGCUUGUGGAGGAGCAACGGCGGUGCCUCACCGCACAGGCUGACCCUCUCAAGUAUUACUGACUUGAAGGAUGUUCUGUUGGAGUGGCAACAGUUCGUGCAGGGCGAACACGCUUGCAAGCCUCGAGGUCCCUUCCUGCAACGCCUGCGGGAGAGCCGCACCACCCCAUUGACCGGGUGCAUGUACCGUGACAGGGAACGUCUCUUUUUUUGCCGCGGCCCCUGUGUGUCAGCUUACACGUUGGAAUCCACAGUUCUCAGUGAGGUGCACGGCGCAAGUGCUGACGUCAUUCGCAAGGAGCUCUCCCGGAUGCCUGGAUUCAACACCGUCCACGCCACGAGCUUUGCAACCUUGGAUAACGAUCUCGAACAGUACUUUGCUGGAUCUGGACACGUUGGUGGCGUGGUUGACUUUUACCCCUCGUGGGCACAAGCCGCUGAGCGGCGCAUUGGCGGCAAAGUGUUUCCAAUCUCCACGGAGGACGAUCGAUUCCACGUGUUCUUUGACGACAACAUCGCACUAGGUGACGAGCAUUCUAUCGUGGACGUCCGCGACGCGAAAACCGGGGAGAGCGUCUUGGGCGUUGCGCGAGAGGAACCGUUCUGUGUGCCCGUCAACGCAUACCGGGCCAUUACGGAUGAAAACUACUUUGUGGAAGCGUUGGCUCACUGUUUGGAGUUACAAUGCGCUUUGCCAAAAAAAUGA